AUGCCGGAACACGUUCCUCGAAUGGCCAAAAAUAUUUCAAACUACGUUCACGAUAGUUCGUCGAUGCACCUCAGCGAAAAAGGCGAAAACGUUCGUGAUUUUGCCUCGCUAGUUGUUCAUACAGAAUUGGUUGAAACGUUCACGACGCUGGAUUAUAUCGGAAACGUACAACUUGAUUAUGGUCGUAAAAUCACCGAUACGUGCGUACGUAUACACGAGAGUUUAGAAGACGACGCACGAGCAAAAACGUUCGCACCGCUCGGUGGUUCUGGCACGACUGGAAUACUGGAAGCGGACUCGUCUCAACUUUACAUAUGGCUGCGUAUCGUCCAAUGA
Messenger RNA from Bombus pyrosoma, 336 nucleotides. RefSeq lists its product as uncharacterized. The coding region runs from base 1 to 336 and encodes 111 amino acids. The record is from RefSeq and is a predicted model, not a curated record. Lineage: Eukaryota; Metazoa; Arthropoda; Insecta; Hymenoptera; Apidae. The transcript is spliced from 2 exons.